This is a messenger RNA of Solanum pennellii, 2606 nucleotides long. Its product is annotated as receptor-like protein 19. Lineage: Eukaryota; Viridiplantae; Streptophyta; Magnoliopsida; Solanales; Solanaceae. Gene Ontology annotation, molecular function: protein binding. The record is from RefSeq and is a predicted model, not a curated record. The transcript has 2 exons. The coding region runs from base 138 to 2441 and encodes 767 amino acids.
UAACAUUGGCGGAUUGACGAAUUUGAGGCAUCUCAACCUUUCUGAUGCUUGGUUUCAAGGGAAAAUCCCAACGGAAAUCUCAUACCUUUCCAAUUUGGUUUCACUUGAUCUUUCUAAUAGUUAUGCAUUAGAACUUGAUGAGAAAACAUUUGAAACAAUGCUUCACAACUUCACAAAUCUGGAGCUUGGAAACACUCAAAUUGAGUGGGAAUCUUCGUCUUGAAGGAGUUUUUCCAAAGAGAAACACUCUGUUAACGGAGUUGGAUAUAUCGUACACAGGCAUCUCUGGUGAGCUACCUGAUUCAAUUGGCAACUUCAGUUCCUUGAAAUACUUAAACCUCCAACAAUGUCAAUUCUCUGGUUCCAUUCCUGAUUCCAUAGGCAACCUAACACAAAUUACGGCGUUAGAUUUAUCUUAUAAUCAUUUCACUGGCCGUAUUAUUCCUUCCACAAUCUCUAAAUUCAAGCACCUAACGCUUUUGGAUCUUUCAUCUAACUCCUUUUCAGGUGAAAUUCCAGAUGUUUUCUCUAACCUCCAAAAGCUACGUUAUUUAGAUUUUUUUAAUAACAGCUUCAUCGGUCCAUUUCCCGCUUCAAUAUUAAGUUUGACACGUCUUGAACACUUAGGAUUGUCGAGUAAUUCCCUAUCUGGCCCACUGCCUAGCAACACACGCACGCUUCCAAAACUAAUCCAUCUAGAUUUGUCAUACAACUCACUGAAUGGUACCAUACCAUCUUGGGUGUUUAGCCUACCUUUGCUAUAUUCAGUGUCCCUCCAACAUAACCGAUUCAGAGGACUAGCCGAUGAAGUGAUCAAAACAAACCCAACAUUAAAGGAACUGCAUUUAAGCAAUAAUCAACUCAGUGGUUCUUUUCCUCAAUCACUUGCGAAUCUCACAAACCUUGAAACCCUUGGAAUUUCAUCAAAUAACAUCACCAUUGACGAGGGAAUGAAUAUCACCUUUCUUAGCCUAUCAUCUUUAUUCUUAUCAUCUUGUCAACUGAAGCAUUUUCCACACUUCUUGAGAAAUGUAAACACACUUGUGUACUUGGAUAUUUCUAACAAUAAGAUUUCUGGUCAAAUCCCUAACUGGUUUAGCGGCAUGAGGUGGGACUCGUUGAUUUUCUUAAACCUUUCUGGUAAUUCAUUAACAGGAAACCUACCACAAUUUCGUUACGAUAACAUAGGGUAUCUUGAUCUGAAAUUUAACUCCCUUCAGGGUCCACUACCUUCAUCCAUUUGUAACAUGAGCAAACUUAUCUUAUUAGAUUUAUCACACAACUACUUCAGUGACUCAGUUCCACAUUGCUUGGGAAGCAUGGGUUUACUAACGGCGUUGGACUUAAGAAGGAACAAUCUCACAGGGAGUCUUCCUCCGUUAUGCGCACAGAGCACUUCAUUGAGUACCAUUGUCGUAAAUGGUAAUCAAUUUGAAGGACCUGUUCCUGUGUCAUUGCUCAAGUGUAAUGGUCUAGAAGUCCUUGAUGUGGGGAACAAUGCUAUAAAUGACACGUUUCCAGCGUGGCUUGGAGUUCUUCAAGAGCUGCAGGUCCUUAUAUUAAAGUCGAACAAGUUCCAUGGACCUAUAAGUACGUGUCAGACUGAGUUUUGCUUUCCCAAGUUGCGAAUUUUUGAUCUUUCUCGUAAUGAUUUCAGUGGCUCACUUCCUGCAAAUGUUUUUGGAAACUUCGAGGCAAUGAUCAAAUUAGAUGGUGAAGACACAGGAAAUAUCAAGUACAUGACAUCUGUGUUGAAUUCGCCAUUUGUCACAUCGUAUGAGAAUUCAGUGAGUUUGGUUAUCAAAGGGCAGGAUUUUGAGCUACAAAGAAUCAGCACAAUUACGACAACCAUAGAUCUUUCAAGCAACCAUUUUGAAGGUGUCAUUCCGGAAACACUAAAAGAUCUCAGCUCGCUUUGGCUACUCAAUUUAUCCCAUAACAAUCUCAUUGGUCAUAUUCCAAUGGAAUUGGGGCAAUUGAAUACACUUGAAGCUUUAGAUCUCUCCUGGAAUCGGCUCACUGGAAAGAUUCCGCAGGAAUUGACAAGAAUGAACUUUCUGGCCUUAUUAAACCUCUCUCAUAAUCAUCUCAUCGGACCAAUUCCUCACAGUCUACAGUUCAACACAUUUGGAAAUGACUCGUAUGGCGGAAACCUUGAUUUAUGUGGUCCUCCUUUAUCAAAACAAUGUGGAACGAGUGAUCCAUCGCAUGUUCCUCAACCAUUGGAGGAAGAAGAAGAUGAAAGUGAGUCGUAUUUUUUUAGUGGAUUUACGUGGGAAUCAGUAGUCCUAGGCUACAGUUUUGGACUAAUUGUUGGAACUGUCAUGUGGAGUCUCGUGUUUAAAUACCGUAAGCCAAAAUGGCUUGUGGAAUUUUUCGAUGGACUCAUGCCUCACAAAAGAAGAAGGCCAAAUAGGAGAGCUCAGAGACGAUGGACUUAAUGGAAGAUUGAGAGCGCCAACUUGUCUUUGUUUUAUUUUGUGGACUAAUUAUUGACCUGUUCUGUUUUUAUCUGUUUUAAUUUUCUAUUUGUUGUUUGUAUAUGUUAGAAACAUAAUAAUUAUAUUUGUGUUAUUUUAGUAUCAAUGGUUAUUCAAGCUAUGUUA